Molecule: messenger RNA, 810 nt
Organism: Trichoderma asperellum CBS 433.97
Lineage: Eukaryota; Fungi; Ascomycota; Sordariomycetes; Hypocreales; Hypocreaceae
Source: RefSeq, a predicted model, not a curated record
GAAACAUCAUCAUCACUCGCAUAUCUUCCUACCACUCCCACUCAUGCCAUUCAUUCAACAAAGAUUUGGUGGCGCCUUUAACCUGUCAUUUAGAAGAGGGUUUUGUAUCAACACCAGAAUACCCCAGUCCGUCCGACAGCGCCAGCGAUUAGCCAGCUAUUCGAACACAAGCUCGCAGCAGCGACACGCUCGAGUCGCCCCGCGGAUAUCCAUCCCUAGCACACAGCGUCAAGGAUUUUUCAAUACGCAGCAGCCCCGCAAGAUGGCGAGCGACGAAGACUACAUGGCCUUCCUUAACAAGGCGAACCAGGACGCAGAGGAGGGACAGGCGGCGGCUGCGUCGUCGGCCCAGAGCGGGGGACAGCGGGCGUUCAAGACGACGGACGAGGGGAGCGUACUGCCCAAGAGUAUUGCAGAUGUUUUGAAGGAUGCGUUUUAUGUGAGCGAGGCGGAUGAGCCGUUUAAGGGGGUGUCGUUGAAGUGGAAGGGCGAAGGGGGGCUUCCAGAUGAAGUCGAAUUCGCGAAACUGAUUCACCACUGGGACGCCGAGAACGCCCAAGUCGACAUUAUGGAUCCUGUCGACUGGGACUCGGAUGGACAAUACGCUAAUAUCAUCGAUGCUGUGAGUGAGGCGACUCGAGGAAACGACGUCAGGGUUUAUAGGGUUGCGAGGGAUCUAACAAGAGCGGAAUAUUGGGUCAUCUCACGAGACGAUAAAGAGGAUAGGAUUGUUGGAGUGAAGGCACUGGGGGUUGAGUCGUGAGAGGCUUGAAGGGAAGAUAGGUUAUGCUGCUGGAAGGAGAGGAGUGA